AUGUAAUCAACUAUUUCAGAGCAACUUUCAGUAAGGCCUACUUUUAACCAAACUUCUAUGGAAAUUCACGACCAAGAAACUAAACCUUUACCAUCCAUUAAGAAGCCAAAGCUACUAGCAUUCAUCUAUGAUAUACCUAAGGCUGACGGCUACACUUCAAUUGAAAUCACUAAGAUACUUGUAGAUCUGGGAUAUUCUUGCAAUGUGCAAAUAAACAGGCAUUCUAAUUCAAAACCAUUUCUUUCAGCUAUGGUCAAGUUUGAUUCUGAGGCUCACUUUCAUAUGGCUUUGGAGAAUCACAUGACAUUCAAACUAAGAGACAACAAAGAGGCUAGAAUCCUUCCAUUUGACGAUGCUUUAAGUCGAAGAAUCAAAAGAAAGCAAGUUAUAAGUGACAAACUUUAUGAUCCUAAUGAUUUCGAUUACAAGAUAUUAAUCUAGCCAGAGGUUACCCAUUUAAAUAUAAAUACUAAGGAUGAUGCUCAACUUCCAACACCUGAUAACAGUUCUGUCUCAGUAAAUCUUUUCCUCAAAAGGAUUGACAAAUCUUGGACAACAAAAGAUCUUUAUGAAAUAUUUAAGGACUAUGGAGAAAUCAAGAGUGCUAAAGUAUCUCUUGAUCCCUAAACUCAUCAAUCAAAAGGAUAUGGAUUCAUUUGGUUCAAAAAUCCAGACAGUGCAGCUAAGGUCUUGGAAGAUUCUUAAAAUAUGGGUUUCCCAUUUGACAUUGAGCCUUAUGUUCCCAGAUUAACUAAAAUAUAGGAAUAAGAACUAAACUAAACCCUCAAUAAUGAAAAAUUUAGAGCCAAUGUACUUGUGGUUAGUAAUUUUGAUACUUAUCUUUCGGAAGAUGUACUUAUAGACUAUAUCAGUAGCUUUAGUGAAAUUGUUGGCUAUAAAUUUAUGAAGCUAGCUGAUAAUUAAGUAUCUCUACUCUCUUUUAAAAAUGAGAAUGCUGCAUAAUAUGUCAUUGAUUAAGCAAUUUAAAAACCAUUAACAGGCUAAACUCUAGUAAUUUAAUAAAUAAAGGAUUGCCCAUUGAUUUAAUUACACCAACAAAACAUAAAGAAUGAAAAAGAAUAAUUGGCACAAAAUUUUUAGAAAAUGAAUUUAUUAGUAUUGGAAUUAUCUAAUAUUCCACUUUCAAUCACAAUUGAUGAAUUAAGAGAAGAUCUUUCACAAUAUGGAGUACUUAAUUAAUGCAAUUUUAUUAAAAAUUCGAACAAGUAUCAAAACAAAUGCCACAUAAGUUUUAAAGAUCCUGAGGAUGCUUAUAAGCUCAUCAAAAUGGAGCAGAUCAGCAUUAAAGACUGUAAAAUAUUCAUUAAAGAGCAUUAAUUCAACUAUGACUCCCCUUAACCCUAAAAUGAACAGGUGACCACACCUAAAUCAAAUACCUAUACUAAAAAAAGUUAAAAAAAGGAUUAAUAUUGGCAAAAGCAAGUGUGCUAUCCUAGUUCAUGGAGUUACCUUGAUAAGAAGCAUAAAGAUCUGUAAAAUUCUUUUAAGAAGAUUAUACCAAAGAAAAAGCAAUAUUCUUCAAGAGACUAUCAAGAUUAUGAGCAAGAGCAUGAGAGUUCACAAGGAUAUUAGUCUUUUCACAAUAAUGAAGAGACUAUAUAGUAAAAAGUGGAAAGAACUUAGAAGUAAUAGCUUGCUAAAAUGACUGAUGCUGACCUUAAGAACUUAGAGAGAUAGAAGGAAAUCACUGAGUAAAUUAAGCAGCUACAUUAAAGAUUCUAUUUUGGGUUUUACAAUGAAAUGUAUGAUGAAUGCAGGAGCAUCAUCAUUGCUUGUGUGGAUCUUUUACUUGAGAAAAACAAUGAUUUAAACUCUCUACAGAAUCCUGAACAAUUUAAAGAUGAUAUUCUUAAAAGAUAUGCUGAGGUAAAAGCUAAGAAUGUCAAAAAUUGGAUGAAAGACUUCCAUUCCUUCUCAGAAUUUCUUGAUCAUCUCUAUGUAAAGGCUCAGUUCAAUUGA
Molecule: messenger RNA, 1980 nt
Organism: Stylonychia lemnae
Lineage: Eukaryota; Ciliophora; Spirotrichea; Sporadotrichida; Oxytrichidae
Source: the annotation of a GenBank genome assembly